AUGAUUCAGGGCGAUAAGAAUCCCAAAACAUUGGGAUUGCUUUGGAAAUCGACCACUGACGAUCUUCGAUAUUCAGUGAAUUUUCCCAAGCCAUCAAAUGUGACAAAAAGGACAAUUCUGUCACUGGUCUCACAAAUUUUCGACCCCCUUGGCAUUGUGGGUCCUGCCAUUGUACGAGCAAGGAUUUUCCUCCAAGAACUUUGGAAAGUCAAGUUAGAUUGGGAUGAAAAUUUGCCUCAAAAAAUGCAUGCAGAAUGGAUAGAGUUUCGAGACGAACUGGAUAAUCUCAACCAAAUCAGUGUUCCACGACUCAUUCUGUGUAACAACCCAGUUAAAAUAGAAUUGCACGGGUUUUGUGAUGCUUCUGAAAAAGCUUACGGAGCAUCUAUCUAUGUACGUUCGAUGGAUGAUCAAGGAAAUGUCAUAGUCAAUCUUUUGUGUGCUAAAUCGAGAGUGGCUCCAUUAAAACAUAUUUCUUUGGCUCGUCUAGAACUUUGUGGAGCUCUAUUACUGGCUGAAUAUUUUCACAAGGUUAAUACGUCACUGGAUAUGAAAUUCGAUCAUUCAUUUUUCUGGUGUGAUUCGACGAUCACACUCGCAUGGAUUAAGGGUCUCUCUUGCAAGUGGGAAACUUAUGUUGCCAACAGAUCUACAAAAAUUCAAGAAUUGACGAAAGAAGGAAUUUGGAAUCACGUUUCAUCCUCAGAUAAUCCAGCAGACAUCAUCUCAAGAGGAAUCAAUCCAGCUGGAUUAUUGACAUCAGACCUCUGGUGGCAUGGACCAGCAUGGCUAUAG
This is a messenger RNA of Belonocnema kinseyi, 795 nucleotides long. RefSeq lists its product as uncharacterized. The transcript has a single exon. NCBI's taxonomy places the organism in Eukaryota, Metazoa, Arthropoda, Insecta, Hymenoptera, Cynipidae. Bases 1 to 795 code for a protein of 264 amino acids. The record is from RefSeq and is a predicted model, not a curated record.